This is a messenger RNA of Heterostelium album PN500, 1365 nucleotides long. RefSeq lists its product as uncharacterized. The record is from RefSeq and is a predicted model, not a curated record. The coding region runs from base 1 to 1365 and encodes 454 amino acids. NCBI's taxonomy places the organism in Eukaryota, Evosea, Eumycetozoa, Acytosteliales, Acytosteliaceae. The transcript is spliced from 4 exons.
AUGAGACAAUGUACUUUGCAAAGUCAUUGGAAUUUUAUAAAUGAAAUGAAAUCAAAUGUUAUUCCAACUACAACUACCAAUAGUAGCAGCAGUAGUACAACCACCAUAGUUACAAAGAAUAAACCAAAUAUUAAUAGUAGCAAUCAUCAUAGUCAGAUCAAUACUAGUACUAUGACUGGUGGUGGUGGUGGUAGUCAGAGUAAAUAUAGUAGUUUAAAUAGUAUUAGGAGAAGAGGAAGUAGUAGUAGUAGUGUUGGCAGUUCUGGUUCUGGCUCUGGUAGUACUAUCACCUCCUCUUCCACCUCCUCUUCCAAUACAGAGAAUAUGGAUAAUGCAUUCGAGUUUGAUGCACCACAGUUCUUUGAUUUCCAAAUAUCAAACAUCGAUGACCAACAAAAUAGUUAUAGCGAAGCCAGCAGCAAUACUAGUGUCAAUUGGUCUGAGCAAAUCAAUCUACUGAAAGGUGAUACAUUUACAUACGAUGAAAAAGUAGAGAGUGAACUGAAUGAUUGGUUUUCUCUCACACAUCCAUUACACGAAAAACAACGAAUAUUAGAUAGUAAUAAUAGUAAUAGCAAUAAUAAUAAUAGUAGUAAUAUAGGUAAUGAGAAUGAUUUAGGUAGCAAUACUCAUACCAACAAUAAUAAUAAUAAUAAUAUAACACCAAAGAAUAGUAUGGGAAAGAGAAUUAGUAGUAUAAGAAGAUCUUCUAAAAUUUUAACACCACCAAACUCAACUACACCAUCAUCAUCAUCAACAACAUCAUCAUCUUUAUUAAAGCCAAUAUAUAGUGGUGGUGUUGGAACAACCAAUAAAUCAACAACAACUUUAAAGAGAUCAAGUUUAAAUAUAAAUAGUGAUAGAACCAAGAGAUUUAGUUUAAAUAAUAAGGAAAAUAAUAUUAACAUUGUAUCAACAACAACAACAACACUAUCCUCAAAGAAGGAAGAUUCGAAUUCACAUUGUUCUACGACAACAACAUCAACAAUAACAAAACCACCAUUUUCAGCAAAACCUCUUUUAAAACCUACAACAUUACACAAACCAAUAGCAACACAAACAACAACCACCACCACUGCCAAUAAACCACCUGUAAUUAAACCCAAGAAAACAACAACAACAACUUCGAAAUCAUCUAAAAAAGACGAUGAUAUGGAUGAUAGUUUGAAAGCAUUACUUGCCCAACAUAAUAAAAAGUUUAAUAAAUCUAGUUAUGAACCUAGAAUGUUUUCAGUGAAAGAUGUCAGAAUGUGGGAAAAACAUUCAGGACAAACUUGGUACUCAUUAUCGAUUCCUGACAGAGAGCUGGCAAAUGAGUGGAUUAGAGAGAAGAAAAAAGAGAUUGAUCAACAACAAAGUGAUUAG